AUGGGAUGGAUUGAUCCUCGUGAGAUUCAAUUUGGUAAACAAUUGGGUCAGGGUGCUUUUAAAACCACUUAUUAUGGAACUUAUAAAAAAAUACCAGUUGCUAUUGGAAUGUUAAAUCAUAAUGUUGAUCGAAAUGAUUUUGAACGCGAAAUUUAUAUUCUUAAGAAUUUAAACCAUGAAAACGUUAUAAAGUUUAUUGGGACGUUAAUGUGGUCUCGCGAUGCUCACAAUGCGAGAUGUUGUAUCGUUACUGAAUAUUGUGAUCGCGGAGAUUUACUAAAUUUUAUGAAAAAGAAUGGGGGUCACGGUUUAAAGUUGAAGAUAGCGAAAGGUAUUGCCAAUGGUAUUGAGUAUUUACAUGCAAGAUCAAUUAUUCAUAAGGAUUUGAAAUCAGAUAAUAUUUUGAUAAAAUCAAGUAAUAGAAAUUUUAUCACAGUGAAAAUUUCUGAUUUUGGAGUUUCAAGAAUUAAAUCAAAUAUUGAAAUGAUGAUGUCUACAAGAGGUGCUUUAUAUUGGAAAGCUCCAGAAAUAUUAGGUCGUAACCUUGCGCGUUACAAUGAAAAGAUCGAUAUUUAUUCGGCUGGGCUUGUUUUCUGGGAAAUUUUUACUUGGGGAAGGGAAGGAUUUCCUUAUUCCAAUCUUAGGUUUAUUAAUGAAGAACAUUUUCGCAGAUUCAUUGAACGAGGUAAUCGACCAUCUGUAAAUCUUUUAAUACAAAAUAACAUAGGGAAUUCUAUAAUUGGAUUAAUUCAAAAAAUGUGGGAAACUAAACCAGAAAAAAGGCCAAGUAUAAGACACGUAGUAACGACUUUAUCCACGCUUCAGAGUAGUCAUGCUAGGAGAUAG
Messenger RNA from Acaulospora morrowiae, 846 nucleotides. Lineage: Eukaryota; Fungi; Glomeromycota; Glomeromycetes; Diversisporales; Acaulosporaceae. The record is from the annotation of a GenBank genome assembly.